AUGGCCGACGGCUUCGUUCUGGCGCUCGCCCUGCUAGCGCUGGCCCUCGCGGGCUCCCAGGACACGCGGGGCGAGCAAGAGCUCCGCUUCAAGCCCGCCCCGCGGGAGAGGCCUGUGCGGCUCUUCACCGAAUCCGAGCUGGCCAGAUACGACGGGCAGGAGGAGGAUCAGCCUAUUUACAUAGCUGUGAAAGGUGUGGUGUUUGAUGUCAGUUCAGGAAAAGAGUUUUAUGGGAAAGGAGCACCGUACAAUGCCCUGGUUGGCAAGGAUUCGACCCGAGGAAUCGCAAAGAUGUCCCUUGAUCCAGCGGAUCUCACGCAUGAUACAAUGGGACUCGCAGAAGAAGAGUUGCAAUCUCUGGACGAGACCUUCAAUAAUGUCUACAAAGCGAAAUAUCCUAUUGUUGGCUACACUGCCCGAAGAAUUCUCAAUGAAGAUGGCAGCCCCAAUCCAGACUUCAAACCUGAAGAUCAGCCACAUUUCACCAUUAAGGACGAGUUUUGACCAAUGACUUUGCAGUCCGAGGCAUCAAGGGAUUCCAACUGGAAAUAGACAAACCCUGGCUGUAUUUCUGCCAACAGGGAGAACACCCGAAAAUCAAAUCAUAGCCUGCUCCUAUAGUGGUGUGUAUUUUUCUCAAUUUUGAGGGCUCCGAUUUCAGCAGGGCUGUGAAUCCAUUCUGGGUUUCAGUCAGUACCAGCCAGAACUCUAAAGGAGCUCUCGAAGGUGCUGAACCAUAUCCCCAAAGUAGUUAAAAGUAAGCUCAAGACUGGACUGCUGCAAUGCGCUCUAUGUGGGGCUGCCCUUAAGGCUGCUAAGGAAGCUGGAGCUAGUGCAGAAUGCAGCAGCCCGGCUGCUGCCCCCUUUCAGCAAGCAACUCCUUUGCUGAGGAAACUGCACUGGCUGCCUAUUCACUACCAGGCCUGGUUUAAGGUUUUGGUACCAAUGUACAGCUUGGGACUAAUGUACAGCACUUUCUCCCCUACCAUCCUGCCUGGUGAUUGAGGUCACUAGAGAGCAUAGCUCCUGGUAGUUCCACCAGGACCUAUGGCCCAACUGGCAUCCACAGGAGAAGAGCCUUCAGUGUGAUGGCCCCCUUUCUUUGGAACCCCCUGCCCCUGGAGUCAGGCAGGCAGCAACUCUAGGCUGCUUCUGGUGCCUCCUGAAAACAGCUCCAUUCCAGGAAGUAUUCUGUAACUGACAGCCUGUGGUUUUUAUUGGCAUUCUGUUUUUAAAAAGUAUAAUUUUAA
Messenger RNA from Elgaria multicarinata webbii, 1250 nucleotides. RefSeq names its product neudesin neurotrophic factor (gene NENF). The transcript has 4 exons. Gene Ontology annotation, cellular component: membrane; endomembrane system; endoplasmic reticulum. Bases 1 to 504 code for a protein of 167 amino acids. NCBI's taxonomy places the organism in Eukaryota, Metazoa, Chordata, Lepidosauria, Squamata, Anguidae. The record is from RefSeq and is a predicted model, not a curated record.